AUAUUCAGUGCGGUAAAAAAAAAAAAAAAAUAAAAAAAAUACACAACAAACACCUGCUAUAUCGUUGUGCACCAGCUGUGUUUAUUAGCACAGUGGUGGACCAAUUAAAAAAUAUUCAUGUUAACUACAAAAAUGACAAAUUUACGUAAAUUUAUUGAUAUUGGGGCAAAUUUAUUAGACCCUAUGUAUCAAGGAAUUUAUCAUGGUACACAAAAACAUCAAGCUGAUUUAGAUGUUGUACUUAAAAGAAGUUGGGAUAAUAAUUUGUCAAGAAUAAUAAUAACUGCUGGUAGUCUUGAUGAAAGUAGACAAGCACUGGUGCUUGCUAGAACAGAUUCUAGAUUAUUUACAACAGUUGGUGUUCAUCCAACAAGAUGUAAUAUUUUUGAAGAAUCUGGUGAUCCAGAUAAUUAUUUAAAAUCAAUGACAGAAUUAGCACUUGCAAAUCGUGAUAAAAUAAUUGCAAUUGGUGAAAUGGGACUUGAUUAUGAUCGUCUUAAUUUUUGUUCAAAAGAUACACAAAAAAAAUUCUUUGAAAUGCAAUUAUCAUUGUGUUCAACUUUAAAAUUACCCAUGUUUUUACAUUGUCGUAAUGCAUCAGAUGAUUUUAUAAAUAUACUAAGAAAACAUAAGGAUCAAUUGACUGAAGGUGUUGUACAUUCAUUUGAUGGUAAUCCAGAAGAAGCUAAUAGUAUUUUACAAUUGGGUCUUUACAUUGGCAUAAAUGGAUGCUCAUUAAAAACAGAGGAUAAUUUAUUUUCAUUGACAACAAUACCAGCUGAUAGACUUAUGAUUGAAACUGAUUGUCCAUGGUGUGAAAUAAGACCAACUCAUGCUGCAGCCAAAGAUGUUAUCACCAAUUUUCCAACAGUUAAAAAAGAAAAAUGGCAAAUUGAUAAAUUAGUUAAAGGAAGAAAUGAACCAUGUACUAUUGUUCAAAUUCUUGAGAUAUUGGCAAGAAUUAGAGAUGAAGAAGAAGAAUUUCUUUGUAACCAAAUAUACAAAAACUCCAUGAAGGUCUUCUUUCCUGAUGAUUUGUAACGUUGUUUUUAUUUUUUUUUUUUUUGUUUUGUAAUUUUCAUUUACAUUAUGCUACAUUUAUUAAUUAAGUCUUGAAAAACAAAAAAAAAAAAAAAACGUAAUCAUUUAUAUGGAAUUGAUAUUUAAUUUACAAUUUAUUUUAAUAUUUAAAAAAAAAAAUUUCAAGUUAUUUUAUCUUGAAAUUUCAAUCGUCUUUUAAUUUAAUAAUGUUUGUGAAUAUUUAUUGCUCUAAAAAAAAAACAUGAAAGUUUGACAUGUACUCUCUCUCUUCCUUCUGCUUUAUAUUUUUUCUAAUUUAUAAAUUGCGAUAAAGUUUAAGAAAUAUGUGGAGUAAGUUUUUACUGACAUCAAUAAAUACCAUUGAAAAAAAAAGUCAAAUAUUCAAAUUUUUUUUGGAUUAAAUAACCAGUGUUUUUUUAAAAAAAAAAAAAAGUUUAUAAAAAAUGUACUUUUAUUAUAGCUUUAUAUACUUGAACAAUGAUUUUUUUUUUAGCCCUCGAAACACAUUCUUUAAGAAUAUACAAAUUUGCUUAGAAAAAAAAAAAAAAAAAGAAAACAAGUUUACUUGCAAUAAAGUUUGUGACUCGUUCAGUCGUGUCCUCACUCAACAAUUCUAGACAAUACUAUCAAAGAAAAAUAUAAAAAAAAAAAAAAACAAUGGAAUUAUUUAAAAUAAUAAAUUAAUUAUGAAAAUGUCUUUUUUUUUUAAUUAAUUUUGAUAUAACUUGUUUUUUAAAAACGAGUUUUCUUGAUUCGACUUUGGUCUUUUUUCUAAAAUUAUUUUUAUUCGAAAUUAACUCGAUGUUAUUUUAGAGUUGUGAGAUAUUUCAAAAAUAAUAAUAAUACAUUUUCAUUUGUAAAUUAUCACAGGUUUAAUGGCCACCACAA
Aphidius gifuensis is the source of this 1929-nucleotide messenger RNA. RefSeq names its product putative deoxyribonuclease TATDN1. The transcript is spliced from 5 exons. Gene Ontology annotation, molecular function: 3'-5'-DNA exonuclease activity. Bases 118 to 1041 code for a protein of 307 amino acids. The record is from RefSeq and is a predicted model, not a curated record. NCBI's taxonomy places the organism in Eukaryota, Metazoa, Arthropoda, Insecta, Hymenoptera, Braconidae. Gene Ontology annotation, cellular component: cytosol.